Molecule: messenger RNA, 3346 nt
Organism: Ceratitis capitata (Mediterranean fruit fly)
Lineage: Eukaryota; Metazoa; Arthropoda; Insecta; Diptera; Tephritidae
Gene: Samuel
Product: Sterile alpha motif domain-containing protein 11
Exons: 6
Coding region: 595-2484 (629 amino acids)
Cellular component (GO): PRC1 complex
Molecular function (GO): protein binding
Source: RefSeq, a predicted model, not a curated record
GCAACGCUUUUGCGUAGAGGUCGUGUUUUAGCUGGAGUGCGCACGAGUCAAAGCAAAUGAGUAACAAGUGGAACGGGCGAUUAACUGGCAUAUUUCAAUACUCACAUAUACGUUUACGUUUUUGUAUGAGCGCUAUAUACAAUAAAGUGUGGGGGCAGAAUAUGUCAAUUCGUGUCAAUCAAUAACAAAGACUGAGUGAGACAGGGUGGGAUACGACUACAUAAAGAACAAUUUAAGAGGAAUCUUUUAACCAAAACUUUUAAAAUAUAUUAGUGAGAAAUUAUAAAACUAUUAGUUUUACAAUAAGUAAAAAUAAAAAUUGAAUGUGUUAAAUGUGUUGAGUGAGGUGAUCGUGUACUUAAUGGCGAUAGUAGAUCAGCAACAUCUUUAUACAAACAGAGAAAAAAAGAAAUUAUGUACACAUAUCGAAUACGCAUUUUAGAAAGACGUUAUUGCAAACGACAUAGCAAAGUUGCUCAUAAUACGUGCUUAUAUAGAAUGCCUGUAAACACAUAGAAAUGUGCAAAUGCAUAAGCAAACUUAGUUUCUUUUGUUUUCUGAAAUCAAAAUACAAUCAAAUUUUUAUAUACAUAUAUGUAUGUAUACAUAUGUAUAUAUAUCUUUUUCAUCGAAAGGGAUUGCGAUGUUUUUGGUACAGCUCUUAAUGCGGUGAGCUAUGAGCGAUUACGUAGCAUCAAACCUAAAUCGUUCCGGGUUCAACCGCAACAUCAAAUUUUAACAGAACCACUAAUGCCUUUAACAACGGUUUUACGAAUGCAGCAGGUCGCUGAGCAUCAAAAUAAAUCUGUUUACGAUAGUGGCAGCAUGGACACUGCUAAUUUGUUAAACACAACGGCAGUGCUUCAGACAGAGUUUUCGACUCGAAAUUACUCUGAUAUUAUGCGCAGUUUGGCUGCCAAAUAUAAUGAUUCUCACACUAUAAAUUCCCUUUCGACUCGAUGCAAUCAAUUUUUGGAUACUUCUUCAUCAACGUCUAUUCCUGUUACUAGCAAAAGCAAUAAUCAACAAGCAGGGAACAGAAACGUGGCGGCUGCAACAACAAUGAGUGUUUUGACCAGUAAAGAUACACAACCACAACCCAUACAGCGGUUAUCAAUGUCGCCUGGAGAAGUAGCCGUGGCCGCUGCAGCUGCUUCGUUUUUAACCAGUUUACCAUUUUCACAAAGUGUAUGCCUGCCAAUGAUGGAUAUGAGUAGUACUCAGGCGUUGAUUACUUUGGCCCGUGCAGCUAAAGAAGCUGAGAUUCAAUCUUUACUUCGCUCAUCUCAGCCAAAUUCAAAACCUACCUCCUCUAUUUCUGCUUUACCGAAUGCCAACCUCAAUAUUGCAUUACAACAGGCCGCUCAAUAUGUGUCCCCAGUGCUGAUUUCUUCUAUUCAACUGCAACAGCAGCCAUCGUCAUCUUUAUGUCGAUCUAGUCCAACUCAUAAACCUCGCUUUGCUUCAUCUAAUUCAAGCGGCUCAGCCUCCAAAAGAAAAUUAACAUCAUCUUUGAAUUCGGGGACGGUGCCGUUAGAUUUGAGCUCUCAACCUCCAAUAGACAAACGAUUUAAAGAAGAAUUAAAUCCUGAGAAAAGCAAUAAUAUUGCAGCGUUUGAAGUAAUAACUUAUCCAUCGCGAACAGUAGAAAACAAAUUAAUUGUUAAUGACAACAAUAAACCAACCCGUCCUGAUGCUCAAAAAUGUAACGAUGUCCACCUAAGCAUCCCCCCAACAUCUCCAAUGCAGUGUAUCAGUGGUGCUCUACAAUGUCAAGCUCAAAGUGAGGAAAUAUCCCAGUGGAGCGUAGAUGAUGUGUGUAAUUUUGUAGGCGAGAUUGAUAUCUGCGCACACUAUGUACAGCAUUUUCGUGACCAAAGUAUUGAUGGAACAGGAUUACCUUUACUUACAGAGGAUCAUUUACUAAAUUCCUUGGGAAUGAAGUUAGGUCCCGCGUUGAAGCUGCGGUCUAUGCUAGCCAAAAAACUAGGUGGUCCUUGCCCAUGUGCGGCGUGCAUCACUCAAGCGCGACAAUUGUUGAUACUACAAUCGGCAUCUAAACACAAUGCAGUGAAGCCAGGUCUAACAGCCUCAGUAGAGUAUUUACCGUCUGUAGGUAGCAAUGAGAACAGCGGCGAGGGAACCAACGUAAUAGAAACAAAUGACAAAUCUAAAGGAUAUCUUCAAGAUUUUCAAGAAGUCAAUCAUAUUCAACAAGCAUCGGAACCGCGAGGAUCAAAUGUAAAUAAUGAAAGCAGUGAAGGCUCUUUCAAGUUACAAAUAUGCGCUAAUCUAUAUAAAAAUGAAACGAACAAGAGCAGCCACAAAGAAGAGGAGAAAAAACUUGAUAAUUUUAGUAACGAAGGCACAACUGGUGACGAUCACGCUACCGCCCUUAGAUCUGCAAUAAAUGACAAAAUCAAGAAAAAUAUCAAAGACGUAGUUAACAGCAACAUCGCACAAGGAGCUUCGCUUGGCAGUUAGUUGUAGUUUUGGUACUGCAUACAUACGAGUAUGUAGGUAUUUAUAUGUAUUUGCAGUACGUACAAACACAGAUAUCCAUAUAUAUAUGUUUGUGAAAAAUAUUCAUUUGAAAUUAACCAACAAAUUUUAUUUUCACUAUAUUUUAUGAACCAAGCCUUGGCAAAAUGACACUUUAUAUCAGGCGGUUAUGACCUGUGAAUACAGAGAUCCAUAAUCUAAAUUUAUUGGAUAACAAUAGCAUUAACAUGACCGAAAGGUACAUGCACAUAGUAUAAUAGCAUUAGAAUGGCUAUCAUUUCAUUCAACACAGCUGCAACUACCUAUCUUACAUACCUUCUACAUACCUUUACUGACGGUUGUCCCACAUAAACCAGCGGCGAUUUGAUUUUCUUCGUUUAACCUGGUUAGCUGAUUGUUCGCGGUUAUCUAGGUUGCCAGUAUAGUCUUUUUUUAAAGGUAUAUUAAAUAAUCGAAGAAAAUUUGUAGUUUUUUUUCAAAAUAACUCAAAACUAUAUUAGCAACUAAUUAUUUGCUAUCAUAUAGAUCAUGUAUAUUUGAUCGGCGUUUAUAUUAAAACAUGUAAAUUAUGAAAUUCGUUGACGAAAAUUAUAAAUUUGUUUAAAAUUAUGCAAUCACAUCCAGUGUGACAGCUGGCAACAUUUCGUCGCUGUUAGCAACUAUAACUCGUGCUUGCAUAUCUUGUCGGGUGUUAUGGCUGUGCGGUAUGUAAGAUGGGUAGUUGCAGCAAUAGACUUGGGAGGUUACGUCUUGGAAACACAGCAAACUGUAUUGUAUGCACAUAUUGUAUGCAAAUAUACAUAAUUAUUAUAUAACAAGGUACCGCGGUAGCCGAGUGGUUAGC